AUGAAUCACCGUUGCCUGAACCAGGACGGCUCUACCGUCACAGUCGACAUCUCUUCGCUUGCAACCAUGGCCAAGGACAUCGACGACUUGAGGCUCCUCCGACAGUGCAUGGACUUCUCACGCAUCGUGAAGCACACAACCGGUGUGACUGUCCUUCUCACUGCCGAGAGCUACCAGAUCCUUUCAGGCCAGCUUGUGGCGGAGGACCGCAAGGUAGACCUCCUGGAGUCGCUGACUGCUCAACAGCGCCGACUAGAGGACGCGCUGAUCGGCCGUGCACGGCCGCUGACACUGUGGGACGAAAGCCCACGGGUGGCUUGCCGUAUCCGCAGAUGCAGUCGAGUGAGCUAG
Molecule: messenger RNA, 351 nt
Organism: Symbiodinium sp. CCMP2592
Lineage: Eukaryota; Dinophyceae; Suessiales; Symbiodiniaceae
Source: the annotation of a GenBank genome assembly